GACUGGCGCGAUUUAUCAUGUAGUCGGCGUGUAAUCGAUGCGCAUCGAUAAAUUGGCCCGUCAUCAUCUGCAGUUUGCCGUGUUCUAGCCGUAGGCGCACCGUAUAAUUUGUAUUGGAACGUUGAAAUUCACGUCAGUCUGGUGUUUUUUUAUUGGCCUUAAAGUGAACGUAUAUUACCAAUUGACCAGCGAUGCAGUCGACAUUACGCAGAACAGUGACAGCUGUAGCCAAGUCGCAGCUGCGAAGCAAUGCUGCAAUCUUGGGUGCAUUAAAUACCCGCUGCUAUUCUAGCACACACGAAGCGGAUGUUGUGGUGAUUGGCUCCGGACCUGGUGGCUAUGUGGCUGCCAUUAAAGCGGCCCAAAUGGGCAUGAAGGCCAUCAGUGUGGAGAAGGAGGCAACGCUGGGCGGCACCUGUCUCAAUGUCGGCUGCAUUCCAUCGAAGGCGCUGCUCAAUAACUCACAUUAUUAUCACAUGGCGCACUCUGGGGAUUUGGCUGCACGUGGUAUCAACUGUGGCAGUGUCUCGCUCGAUCUGGAGAAGCUGAUGGGACAGAAGACGACAGCGGUAAAGGCUCUGACUGGCGGCAUUGCGAUGCUCUUCAAGAAGAACAAAGUCACACAGCUGACGGGCUUCGGCAGCAUCGUUGGGCCCAACGAGGUGCAGGUGAAGAAGGAUGAUGGCUCCACCGAAACGAUUAAGGCCAAGAACAUAGUGAUUGCCACCGGCUCGGAGGUUACCCCCUUCCCAGGCAUUACGAUCGACGAGGAGGUCAUUGUGAGCAGCACAGGUGCCCUGAAGCUGGCCCAAGUGCCCAAGCAGAUGGUUGUCAUUGGUGCUGGUGUCAUUGGCUUGGAACUGGGUUCGGUUUGGUCACGUUUGGGCGCCGAGGUGACUGCUGUGGAGUUCAUGGACACCAUUGGUGGCGUUGGCAUCGACAACGAGGUCUCCAAGAGCUUCCAAAAGAUUCUCGCCAAGCAGGGACUCAAAUUCAAGCUGGGCACCAAAGUGAUGGCGGCGACACGCAACGGCGACAGCGUCACCGUCUCCGUGGAGAAUGCCAAAUCUGGUGAAAAGGAGGAGCUGCAAUGUGAUGCACUCUUGGUUAGUGUGGGACGACGCCCGUACACCGAGGGUCUUGGCCUGGAGUCGGUGGGCAUUGUGAAGGAUGAUCGUGGCCGGAUUCCGGUCAAUGCCACGUUCCAAACAGUAGUGCCGAGUAUUUAUGCCAUUGGCGAUUGCAUCCAUGGACCAAUGUUGGCGCACAAGGCCGAGGAUGAGGGUCUGAUUACCAUCGAGGGCAUCAACGGUGGCCACGUGCACAUCGAUUACAAUUGUGUGCCCAGCGUGGUCUACACGCACCCCGAGGUCGCGUGGGUGGGCAAAACGGAGGAGGUCCUUAAGCAGGAAGGCGUCGCCUACAAGAUGGGCAAGUUCCCCUUUUUGGCCAAUUCGCGUGCCAAGACGAACAACGACACGGAUGGCUUCGUCAAAGUGCUUGCCGACCAGGCCACGGAUCGUGUCCUGGGCACCCAUAUCAUUGGCCCGGCUGCCGGCGAACUCAUCAACGAGGCUGUUCUGGCCAUGGAAUACGGCGCCUCGGCGGAGGAUAUCGCCCGUGUCUGUCAUGCGCAUCCGACCUGUGCCGAAGCUUUGCGCGAGGCCAACGUGGCGGCCGCAUUUGGAAAACCAAUAAAUUUUUAGAGAGAACGCCUUCUGCUGGACAAUUCGAUAUACUAGCGUCAACACUUUGUUUGAAAUUCUCAAUGUGCAACUGUAACGAAACAUCUCCGAUCAAUAUAUAAAUUGCAAAAUACUGCAAUAUA
Molecule: messenger RNA, 1828 nt
Organism: Drosophila grimshawi
Lineage: Eukaryota; Metazoa; Arthropoda; Insecta; Diptera; Drosophilidae
Product: dihydrolipoyl dehydrogenase, mitochondrial
Exons: 4
Coding region: 192-1706 (504 amino acids)
Cellular component (GO): mitochondrion; oxoglutarate dehydrogenase complex
Molecular function (GO): flavin adenine dinucleotide binding; dihydrolipoyl dehydrogenase (NADH) activity
Source: RefSeq, a predicted model, not a curated record